GCCAUUGCCACCAGACUCGACGAAAUUUGCGUGGUUAAUUUCUAACGAAUACGUUAAUAAGCGCCAAGGAAGGAGAAACACAAUCAUCAAUGCGGGUUUCAUCGCAAGCCUGGCAAAGGGAGGUAACUGAACAUGGCUGGGGAAGACUGUGUGUCGUUAGUCUGUGUACACAACCAUUACAUGUACAUCAGGACUCUGUGUGAUGGAGGAGUCGGCGUUGGCAAGGAGUAGUUCUGGCAACCAUACAGUGUAUUCAGUAUUGUCCUGUUAAACGUGUUGAAAGAGAAACUGCUUAUUUGUGAAAGAUUCCAACUAGAUUUCUACUUUUGAAUGGCCUUUAGACUGGUUGUUCGUUGAAUAAGUGGGACUUUCUACUUCUGUUGAUGCAUGUUUAUAGCAUUUAUGAACGAUGGAUCCUGGGAUAUAGUGGAAAAGUUUCUUUGCAAGUGUUUGCAGUAAAUAUUGGCGGUUAAUGAUAUCCGGCGUAGCAGUGUGGCUGUGUCCCCAAGGUAGUGAUGGUCACAACUGGUUCUUGUUUGAUAGGAAUGCACGGUGGCAGCACCUUCGUUGCAUCACCUUCGUUGCAUCACCUUCACUGCAUCACCUUCGUUGCAUCACCGAUAAAGGAAAGUGUCUGGGAAAAACAUAUUUGUGAUUGGCUUCAAAAAGACCCCAGAGAAAAUUGAUGAUUUAUGAUGUUGGAGAUGUUACGAGUACUUCUGGUGGAGCUGCUCUCACACUGGGGAGAAGAUUUACUGAUGCCACAUUAACAUUAUCCCAAAGUUUAAUGUCACAGGAAUAGAUACCAAGAGUUAUGUCAAAAAAAUAUGAAAUUCGUUUCGGAUGUUACUAUGUUUCAUGAGAAAAUUGCUGGCGGACUAGUGGUCUAGUUGCCGUGUGAGUUCUGCUUUCAUCAUGCACAAGGGCCGACGCAAACGAGGCCAGCCAAAGGGAAGAGCCAAGGUGAAGAACAAGACAGAGGCAAGUCCAGAAGAGACCUUUUUGGCUUUUCUGCAGUGUUCGUAUGUCCAGGCCACAGUGUCGGAUGCUGCCUUGGAGGUAAGUCUGAAGGUCGACCCAGGGGUGAGCGACUCCCACAGACACAUCUUCAGUGCAUUCAUUCAUGGAGAAAUCAAGUGCAGUGAUGUCUCUGCUAAGAUUCUGCCAGUUGAAGUGUAUGAGAGUUGUGUUUGUGGAGAACAGAUGCAGAAACAAGACACUGUAGUUAGCUUCAACCUUGUUGCCACUGAUUUUAAGUCUGAAUGUAACAUCUGUCACGACCAUGGAAGCUUGACCAGUAGAUCCUGUGCAGACCAGAAGAGCUGUGCCAAGACUGGGGUGGUCACUGAUGGAGACUCACAGGUGAAGGGUGAUUGUGAACUUCACAAAGACAUCUUUCCAGAAUUGUCCCAUCCUGGAAAUGAAGCACCUGAAAAUGAUUCUCAAAUUGAAAAUAACAGUUUAUCUAAAAGGCCGAGGAGAUCUAGAACUAAAAUGACGUAUAAAGAUUUUGAGAGUAUGUCAGAUAGUGAAAGCAUAAUGGAUGAUGUUGCUAGUGAUGGUGGUGGUGAUGAUGAUGACUUUCUCCUGGAGAAGGAACGGGAACAAGCUGCAGGAGCUGCGUGUGACAGAAUGGGUGGUCGGGGAGGUGGGAGGAGGAGGAAGAAUACUGUGAUGGAGGGGAAAGGAGAGGACGAGGCCAUGGGGGUAAAUGCAUCUGGAUAUAAAUGUAAAACAUGUGGCAAAGAUAAGACAACUGUGACAGGAAAGGGUGAGAAGUGUCAUAGCGGCUGUAAAUAUGCCAAGUGUGAUUUGUGUGACAAACGGUUCAAAUCGUUGGAAACGCUGAAAAAACAUGAAAAAACUCAUUCCACUUCUCUUUCCUUUGUGUGUUCUGACUGCGGCUCUUCCUUUCAGAGUGUACAAAAUCUGACAAGACACAUGAAAACUCAUAAGGCUUCCAAGGUGUACAAAUGUGGCACGUGUGGUAAAUCUGUUUCUGAUGCCUCCUCUCUGAGGGUUCACACUCGAAUCCAUACCGGCGAACGUCCGUAUCAGUGUGACACGUGUGGGAAGACUUACACAGACUCCUCCGCGCUGCGCAAUCACAGGAAGUGCCACAGUAAACAGAAGUUCAAGUGUGACUCUUGUGACAAGACAUUCUCCUCCAAGAUGUCCUUGAGAAGCCAUCAGGGCAUCCACACUGGACACCGUCCAUUCACCUGCACUGUGUGUGGCAAAGGCUGUCUGACCAACUCUCACUUGAAAAGACACGCAAGGCUCCAUACAGGUGUACGGUCACAUAAAUGUGACUCCUGUCCGAAGGCGUUCUUUGAUCUGAGGGAUUUGAGUGUUCACCGCCGGGUCCACACAGGAGACAAACCAUUCAGUUGUACAAUGUGUGACAAGACGUUCACGAUGGGGAGCUCCCUGAAGAAGCACAUCCUUCUCCACAGUGAGCUGAAGCCGUUCAAGUGUGAAGUGUGUGACAAGGAGUGUGUCACGGAGCUGCAGUACCGUUGUCACAUGAAGAUACACAGUGAUGACAAGAAGUUUAUCUGCGAGUUGUGCGGCAAGCGCUUUCUCACAGCAAGCAAUCUCCACUCCCAUGACAUUACCCACAAGGGCUACAAGCAGCACAAGUGUGACCAGUGCGGGAAGAGUUAUCGCAGCGCGUGGUACCUGCAGAUCCACAGGAAGACUCACACCGGGGAGAACCUGAUCCAGUGUCACUCGUGCGGGGACUGGUUCAUCGAUCCUUCCUACUUCAAGCUGCAUCAGCGGAAGUACUGUAAGGGUAGACUGGAGUACUGCAGCGUGUGUGGCCGGGGAUUCCCCACCAACCGCGACCUCACCAGCCACAUGGGCAUCCAUACCGGGGAGAGGCCGUUUGGCUGUGAAACAUGUGGCAAAGGCUUCGCUAAGCCUGAAGCUUUAUCCGAACAUGUCAAACGGCACACUCUUGAGAACUGCGUCCGAUGCAAAGUGUGCAGUAAACCCUUCAUUAACACAAAUGAAUUGCGGAAGCACGAAGUCAGACAUGGAAAGGUGAAGCUUCGAGCAACACUCCCUGAUAAUCUGAAACCAGGCAACAGAGAUAUUGACAUGCCCCAGACGGAGCCAGAGUGGGAGCCUUGUGACGGAGACUUGGAGCCAAGCACUACAGCAGAGCAGCUGUCAUCUAGAGAUGCAAGGUCCAUGGCACACAGCACGACAGGGGAUGGGAGACCUUCCAGUUAUGCUGAGGCCACUGACUAUGAUACGGGCCAUAUAUCACAUGCCCCCGCAGCUCAUGAUAUGGGCCAUAUAUCACAUGAACCCUCAGCUCAUGAUAAGGUCCAAAUAUCACAUGCACCACCAACUCAUGAUAUGCAACAUAUAUCACAUGCACCCUCAGCUCAUGAUACGCAACAUAUAUCACAUACAUCCUCAGCUCAUGAUACGCAACAUAUAUCACAUACAUCCUCAGCUCAUGAUACGCAACAUAUAUCACAUGCACCCUCAGCUCAUGAUACGCAACGUAUAUCACAUGCACCCUCAGCUCAUGAUACGCAACGUAUAUCACAUGCACCCUCAGCUCAUGAUACGCAACAUAUAUCACAUACAUCCUCAGCUCAUGAUACGCAACAUAUAUCACAUACAUCCUCAGCUCAUGAUACGCAACAUAUAUCACAUACAUCCUCAGCUCAUGAUACGCAACAUAUAUCACAUACAUCCUCAGCUCAUGAUACGCAACAUAUAUCACAUACAUCCUCAGCUCAUGAUACGCAACGUAUAUCACAUACAUCCUCAGCUCAUGAUACGCAACAUAUAUCACAUGCACCCUCAGCUCAUGAUACGCAACGUAUAUCACAUACAUCCUCAGCUCAUGAUACGCAACAUAUAUCACAUACAUCCUCAGCUCAUGAUACGCAACGUAUAUCACAUGCACCCUCAGCUCAUAAUACAGGAUAUUUAUCGCAUGCACCCUCAAAUCUUCAUAUGGGACAUAUAUCGCAUGCACCUUCAGGUCACACAGGACAUAUAUCACUUGCACCCUCAAGUCAUACGGGAUAUAUGUCACAUGCACCCUCAGAUCCUGAUACUGGUCAGUUUUCUCAUAUUCAGACCGGCCUUCAGUCAACUGUGGCCACCUUCAGACCAGAGGGGGACUACACCCAACCUUCCUCCAACCUGAAGCCAGGGGGUGGGGCUCGGAGCAUGAUAUCCUCUGUUGGCGGCCCUGAUAGUGGCCUGUAUUCCAGCAGCCUGUCCAGUAUUCACCAGGGGGACAUGAUGCUUCCCCGGGGUGACCACUCCACCAUGAUGGUGACCGACCAGGGUCAGAUCGUGUAUGACGGACAGCAUUACAGCAUCUGUGACAUGCAGGACAAUCUAGCUGGUCUAAAGGAUCCUGGUCCCAGGGAUGUGAUUCUGGCACCUUCGUUCCUCACCUCUGGAAAUAACAGGAAGACUUUGGCAUUUGAAUUGAUGAUGACACGAUCAAAGAAAGAGAUGUCACAAGUGAAGGGAGGGGUCGGACUGGUUGAAAAUGACAUUAACAAAUCGCAUCUUCAGUGCUCCGUUUCCAACAUUAGUUUUGUGCUUGGAGCUCUAGAAAUGAGAUUGAAGUUUGAAUAUGAAGGUGGUGAGAAUCCACACUAUGAAGAUUUUGUCCAGGGCACAGUGACCGGUGUUUCAGAGGGUAGGUCUGUGGUGGCUGAUGACUGCCCAGAUUGUGGUGAGAAGGGUCGACAGACUGUCCUUCAUGUCACGGUGACAGCUGUCAACAGGUGCUCCUGUAUUGUCUCUGGUGACAAGUCUGUCACUGACACUGGAGACAGUCGGGUUGAUGAACAAAGAUGCUGUGGUACAGUGUCUGGUGAUGAGAAUGUUGACUCUAGAGACGCUAGUCAGGAUGACGGCGGUACGUGGGGUAUGAAGGGACUGCCUGUGGUACAUGUGCUGAAUGAGACCGCUGAUGGAGACAGGACGUUUUCGCCCACUGUAUCAGGCUGUAGGAAGCAAUGUUCAGGUGCAGGAAAUAGGAAUAGAACUUCUGAUUCAGUUGACACCCUGAACAUGGAAAAAGGAAAUGUACAGAGCAGUGUCAGUGAUCGUCUCAGGCGGGGUGGGCGAAAGAGACCAGCAAGAAAGACUGACGACACCAACCUGACAGCAUUAUGCUCAUUGACCGACCAAGCAGUAAGCAGAUCAAAAUGCCCCAGAACUUUGCCGCCAACUCGAAGAACAAAAAGGAGAGAGAAUCCAGAAAGUGUGAACUUAUAUAAUAAAUCAGAUGACAUCCCUUGUUCUAUGUGUGAUAAUGUAUUUAAGGCAAAACUGGAGUUGACAAAGCAUAUGAAAUCUGUACAUGUUGAGAAAUGUUACAAUGGUGACAGCAGUGAGCAAUCCUGCGAUGACUCCCAAGCUAGGAGACUUCAGAGGAGCGUCCAUGAUGGAGGGCAGCCCAGCCAGCGUGAUAUGUGCGAGAAAACCAACAUGGCCACGACUCGCCGCACAAAGCACACGGCUGACAAGAGCUUCAAGUGUGAUCAGUGUGGGAAGUGCUUCCAUUUGAGGACACAGUUGCAGGCUCAUCUAAGUGUCCACACAGGAGAUCGACCUUUCACGUGUGGUUUGUGUGGCAAGCCAUUUGUGUCGAGGCUACACCUCCAAAAGCACAUGAAACUCCAUCUGGGAGGGAAACGGCACACAUGUGACCUGUGUCCUAAAGCUUUCCUAUCGGCCAAAGAUCUGGAGUACCACCGUACCAAGCAUACAGGAGAUAAGAAGUUCAAGUGUGACGCCUGUGGAAGGACAUUCACGGUCAAGGCAUCUCUCAAGAAGCAUCUCCUACUGCACAGAGAUGUGAAACCAUUCAAGUGUGGAUGCUGCCAGAAGGACUUCGCUUCCAAUGGGCAGCUUCAGAAACACUCCAAGAUCCAUAACACUUUGAACCCUCUUGUGUGUGAGAUCUGUGGCAAGACCUUCCCCACCAACAACUACCUCCAGUCACACAGGAAGACACACAUUGGGUAUGAGAAGUAUCGGUGCGAGGUGUGCGGGAAGUCCUACCGAGAAGCUGCCUAUCUGAAGAUCCACAUGAAGUCGCACACCGGGGAGGGGCUUUUGAAGUGUGAUCUGUGCUGGGAGAACUUUGCCGACCCUUCAUACCUGAAAGUCCACAAGAGGAGGUUCUGCCGGAGCAAGACUGUGCAGUGUGAGGAAUGUGGUAGAGAGUUCGUCAACCAGAGGGAUCUGCGGCUGCAUCGUGGAGUACAUUCUGGAGAACGCCCUCACGAGUGCCGUGUGUGUGGCAAGGGCUUUCUGAAGGCUGAUGCUUUGUCUGAACAUGCUCGUCGUCAUGAUGAUAGCUUGAAAACACAUAAAUGCGAUAUUUGUUCCAAGGGUUAUGUAUGUGCGAGUGACUUGCGGAAACAUAAGAAAACGCACAAUAAGGUCAAAAACAGGAUUCAGUUACCAGAUAAAUUCAAAUAUGACAUUGAAAAGAGUGAUAUGAAAGUGUCACUAGUCGAAGCACAAGGAGUGACAGCAGAAAUAUCCAAACAUCCAAAUCUUUCGCUGGAAGUAUCAGACAUUCAAAUUAUUUCAUUACCAGCCGAGGUUGAGGCAGAGAAUCCUGAAACCCAGAGCAGGGAGGAAUAUGGCCAUGGUGACAUAGACGAAGGAAAACCCAGCAAGGACACUAUAGCCAGCGUGAACACCAGUGAGAAGGACCUAGUCAAGAGGGAGUCCGGGGGAAAUAAUCGACUUCAACAGUCCAGCAGCCAGGGUGCAUCAGGUGCUGAUGAAAUUGUCAAGGCAGAAGAAGAUAUUGUCAGUGCACAGGCCAGUUAUAAUCUGGUCAAAACCAAGGCCAGCAAAGAUCAGGUCACUGGACAGGGAGGCAAAGAUCAGGUCAGUGUACGAGUCAGUGAAGGUCAGGUCACUGCACAGGGAGGCAAAGAUCUGGUCAAUGUACGAGCCAAUGGAUGUCAGGUCAAUGCACAGGCCAGAGAAGAUCACCUGAAUGAAGAGGACGAUAGUGACACCAGUGCUACUGAGCGGUCGAAAGAGGAGUCUGAAGACAUGUUGCUGGACACUGCCAGUAUCUCGUCCCCCAUCCACCUGGACUCCCUGGACCCCAACUCCAGCUUGGAGAAUGCCCUGAACGCCCUGAUGAGCGACACAGACCAGCUGCUCACUAACGUCUACUACAAGCUGAAUCUCCCCGGGCGGUCUCCCACCUAGCUGAGGCAUGAUUGUGUAGUUUGGUAAAUCAACCACUGAAGUCCAUCCAGGACGAGGGCGGAGAAACCACGUACUGUCAGGAUGAAGCUGUCCUUGUGAAGGCAUAAGGCUCAAGCUGUCUGUGUAAAUGCGUAAGACCCAAGUUGUCCAUGCGAAGCUGUCCUUGUGAAGCCCAUUG
Haliotis rufescens (red abalone) is the source of this 7411-nucleotide messenger RNA. RefSeq lists its product as uncharacterized. Bases 916 to 7233 code for a protein of 2105 amino acids. The transcript has 4 exons. Gene Ontology annotation, cellular component: nucleus. Gene Ontology annotation, molecular function: DNA-binding transcription factor activity, RNA polymerase II-specific; RNA polymerase II transcription regulatory region sequence-specific DNA binding. The record is from RefSeq and is a predicted model, not a curated record. NCBI's taxonomy places the organism in Eukaryota, Metazoa, Mollusca, Gastropoda, Lepetellida, Haliotidae. Gene Ontology annotation, biological process: regulation of transcription by RNA polymerase II.